GGCAUUUUCUUAUCAAAUUUGAACAUAUAUAAACUAAAUAUGCUCUAAUUUAUGCGUUGGAAGGGGCAUUUCGGUAGUUUUAAGGGGCAAUUCGGUAAUUUCUGGGGGCAUUUCGGUAAAUCACGGGCAUUUCGGUAAUUCGGGGUACCUCCAAGACAUUUAUACCUCCGCUCAAUCUUGGGUAAACUCCGUCCGGGUUACGCAUACGGGGGUUUGGUACUCUCAUUCCUGUUAACGCUGAUCACGACGAUGACUUCAAAGGACGAAUACAAAUUUAAUCCCGAGAGGAAGUAUCAGGGACUAGCUUUGGUGGUUGUGAAUUUUACAAGUGGUCCGUACUACAGAGAAGGUUCAGAAAAUGAUGUCAAGUACUUGAAAAAGACAUUCAAAUGAUUAGGAUUUAAAGUUGCUUUGUUUCAAAAUCUGUCAUCGCGACAGUUCAUCCGCCUUCUUGGCAAAUAUUCCCAAGAUGAAGUUCUAAGAGAUUACGACAGUUUUGCGUUUGCUAUCAGUACGCAUGGGGUGGAGGUUGAAAAAGCGGAUGGAAGUGAAAGAGACAUCCUCGUGCAUCACCAUGCAGUAGAGAUGUUUGACGGUUCCUACGUUUAUACUAAAAUGAUUCUGGAUUGCUUCAGACCCUUGAAGUGCGAAGCACUGAGAGGAAAACCCAAACUAUUCUUCAUCCAGGCUUGUAGAAUUCCUCACAGUAAAUCCACGUAUGAACAUAGAGCUAAGGGCAUUGGCCAUGAUUCUGGAGCCAGUCCAUCCAAAUUGUUUAAAUUUGAUGGAGGGAGACUAGAUAAAGCAGAUAGUUCACACAGAUGUGGUGGACGAGAACCAGACAGCUGUAAUGGAGGGAAACCAUGCAGACAGAUGUGAUGGAGGGGAACCAGACAGACAUGAUGGAGGGGAACCAGACAGAGCUGAUCUUGAUGCAGAUGAUACCGUGUCGGACACUGAUGUAGAUGACGACUCUGACAUGGAGGAUGACGUAGAUUUCCCAGCAGUCACCAGCAAAACUUCCCAUGAUCCCAAAUCGGUGGAAAAUGAAAAAACUGAAGACAUACUGAACCCUGCUAAACAAGUACAGGAUUCUAAGGAGAGAGUGGGCUCGGGAGAUUUUGUUGAUGUCAGUGGAGUACGAUAUACGCCUGUCCAGGCCCCGGUCCACAUUAUAUCGGUCCCCUGUCAUGAUGACAUGCUAAUCAUGUUCGCUUCUCCACAAGGUCACUAUGCUAUCAGGAAUGUCAACACUGGUAGCUUCAUGCUGCAAUUUCUGUAUGAUUCCGUCAAAACUGUAUAUGGAGAGGGGAGAUUUGUAAACAAUCGCACCAACUUCCUGCACGUUCUAAACGAUGUUGCGUAUAAGAUGUCAUCUCUUACUUAUUUUCCUCAAGGCUACAAAAAUGUCACGUGUGUGGCUCACAAACUCUCUAAAGAUAUCAUUUUCUCCAAGGGAGAAAAAAUGCAACAUUCUAAAUUUUCAUUGGUUUUGCAAAGACUCACAGAGGUCAUUACGGGGAACUAGUAUUGAGCCUGAAUUUUUUUAUAUUACAUCAGAUAUUUGUAUUUAAUAGUAAUUCAUAUUGUAAUUAAAAUUCUGAACGUUU
Molecule: messenger RNA, 1610 nt
Organism: Ostrea edulis (European flat oyster)
Lineage: Eukaryota; Metazoa; Mollusca; Bivalvia; Ostreida; Ostreidae
Exons: 7
Coding region: 851-1528 (225 amino acids)
Biological process (GO): proteolysis
Molecular function (GO): cysteine-type endopeptidase activity
Source: RefSeq, a predicted model, not a curated record